AUGAUGAACAGGUUGAACUCGGAAGGCGCCCCCGUCGCCAUGCUGCGCACCACACUGCUAAAGGGCAAUGACGAGGACGACGGCGAUCACAGCGAUGCCGCCCGCUGGGCGAAAUCAGGAUGCGGAGUGCUUCCAGCUUUGCCCCAUCGGAAGGGGAAGAAGAAGGCUGGGAGGGUGAAGUUCAGCGACGGGCCGAGCCUGGCGAAGAGGUUAGGCGACGGGGCCAAGGCAGGGCUAGCGACAGCUUUAGAGGUAGGAGCAGUGGCUGUAGGCUUGGUGGGCGCUGGGCGCGUGGCGGAGGGGGGAGGGGCAGGCGAAGGACCGGAGCGUGUGGGCAGAGAGGAAGCGGCGGGGGACAACUUGAGGGAGGCAGGCGGUGGUGCGCCCAGUGGCGCUGGUGCUGGCGCUGGCGGUGGGGCAAACAAGGAGGUGGGAAGGGUGAAUGGGGAGGGGGGUGGGGCAAGCACGGUGAGGGAUGGAGGAGCAACGGAUGGGCGGAGAGUGGCGAUGGUGCGCGGCGAGGAUGAGGGCAAGGGGCAUGCAGUGAUCAGCCUUCCGCACCCCCCGGCCUCCCUGGAGGACCGUGCUGGCGGGCUGAUUGGCCCGCCUGCCCCUGCUGAUCGCGGCAGAGGGCAACACGGUGGGCGGAAGAAGGGCAAAGCGGCAGGGGCGCGCCGGCUGCAGGGGGGCGCGCCGGCUGCAGCGGGGCGCGCCAGCGGCAGCAGGGCGCGCUCGGCUGCAGCGGGGCGCGCCGGCAGCGUUCCUGUGCAGCGGGGCGCGCCGGCUGCAGCGGGGCGCGCUCGGCUGCAGGGGGGAACGCCGGCUGCAGGGGGGCACGCCGACUGCAGGGGGGCGGGCCGGCUGCAGGGGGGCGCGCCGGCUGCAGUCACCUUCCAUCUCUCUCCCCUCCCUCUUCACCUGGGCCUCCCCAUUGCACGCCUUGUUCCUCACCACCAUUAA
Closterium sp. NIES-65 is the source of this 960-nucleotide messenger RNA. Lineage: Eukaryota; Viridiplantae; Streptophyta; Zygnematophyceae; Desmidiales; Closteriaceae. The record is from the annotation of a GenBank genome assembly.